Diutina rugosa is the source of this 1713-nucleotide messenger RNA. RefSeq names its product Scw4p (gene SCW4). Gene Ontology annotation, biological process: carbohydrate metabolic process; cell wall organization. Gene Ontology annotation, molecular function: 1,3-beta-glucanosyltransferase activity; glucan endo-1,3-beta-D-glucosidase activity. Gene Ontology annotation, cellular component: fungal-type cell wall; cell surface; extracellular region. Lineage: Eukaryota; Fungi; Ascomycota; Pichiomycetes; Serinales; Debaryomycetaceae. The record is from RefSeq and is a predicted model, not a curated record. The transcript has a single exon. The coding region runs from base 1 to 1713 and encodes 570 amino acids.
AUGCAACCGAAAAUCUACUUGGUGCUGGUAGCUGGUCUAUUAGCCCUGGUGGACGCGCUCCCCAUCGACCGCCACGCCGGCGACGUCGAUAUCGCCAAACGUGCCUUCUUUCUGAACUUGCUCAGCGGCAUUGAGGGUCUCUUUUCGUCGCUGCCCGCCACCAAUAAAGCUACUACUCCUCAGGCUGCUCAGGCCCCAGCGGCGGCGGCACCCGCGGCGGCGAUCCUGCCAACCACCACUAUCGUCGAGUACGCUCAGCCAACAGCAGCAGCCACUCAGCCGCCAACGACGAAAGGUUUCUUCGCUAACUUGUUCCUGCCCAAGACGACGGCGCCGGCUCCGGCUCCCGUGGCCGCUGCUACCACUAAUCCGGCAAUCCAGGUGUUUGCUCCAGCUCUGACCCAGCCAGCGCUGACUCAGCCCGCUGUUGCUGCUGUUGCUGCUGCGCCGGUGGCGGCACCCACCUCGUCGUCAGUGAAGUUCUUUGACCAUCUUUUCGACGACCUCAGUGGCUUUUUCGGCCUCGAUGGCGACUCGCCGCUGUCUACCCCUUCGUCGCUGCCACAACCGCAGCCGCAACUGAGCCAGCCUCAGCCGCUGCUGAACUUGCAAGCGGCCCCGGCGACCUCGCUGUAUCAGCAGCAAUCGCAGGCGCCUCAAUCGCUGUCAGACCCUGCCCAAGGUGGCAACCAGGGCUCUUCCUCAGCGUCUAACUCCGGUGCUUCGCCUACUAAUGAUUUAGGCGGUAAGCAAGGGUCCGGUUACGGUGGUACCGGUGGCCUGGGUAAAGCCAGUGGCAGCCCCGAUGACGUCGCCGCCGUGCUGGCGGGGGAAGUGCCUGGCUGGUACUCGGUGGGCGAUAGCUCACAACUGGCGGUGCCCACGGGGGCUACUCCCGGUGGCCAGAACGCUCAGUACGCUCAGGGUUCCAAGGGGAUGUCGUACUCGCCCUACCGUAAAUCGGGCCAGUGUAAGCUGCUGCAGGAAGUGGCCAGCGACAUCAAAAAGCUCCAAGGGUUCGACCUCAUCCGUCUCUACCUGACCGACUGCUCGGGGAUCGAAAACGUGUUGGCUCUGAUGGGGUCUUCGCAACAACUUUUCCUCGGGGUGUGGAACUUGGACACCGCUCUGGUCCAGGGCGGGCUUAAUGACAUUGCUAACGCCGUCAAGACUCUGAACCGAGGGUGGCUGGCGGUACACACCAUUGCCAUUGGCAACGAGCGGGUUAAUGAAGGCCAGGCGACCGUGGGAGACAUCAGCGCUGCGUUAUCGACGGCGAGAGAUUGGUUAAAGGCCAAUGCUCCCCAGUAUAACGGGGCGGUGGUGUCGGUAGACACAUUGGUGGCGGUGAAAAACAACCCUGGUCUCUGUGGUCUCAGUGACUACAUUGCCGUCAACUGUCACCCAUACUGGGACGGUGGGGUACUCCCUGAGAACCUGGGCCCUUGGCUUAAGCAACAAGCACAAGAAUUAGCGGGGAUCUGCAAUAAUAACAAGCAGAUCAUGAUCACCGAGACCGGGUGGCCCACUAAGGGGGGAAACUACGGGCUGGCGGUGCCGCUGGUGGAGAACCAAAAGACGGCGCUCCAACUGAUCAUCAGCACCAUGGGGCUGGACGUGUUGGCGUUCACCAUGUAUAAUGACUACUGGAAGGCCGGCGGCACCAAUGGCGUCGAGCAGUACUGGGGGGUGUUUGGUGACCCCGACGCCUAA